Molecule: messenger RNA, 4372 nt
Organism: Paramecium sonneborni
Lineage: Eukaryota; Ciliophora; Oligohymenophorea; Peniculida; Parameciidae
Source: the annotation of a GenBank genome assembly
AUGAGAUAAGAUGAUUAUUUUAGGGUGAUAGAGAAAGAAAAGAAAAAAGAAGAUCUUAGACGAUAAGAAUAGUUGAGAUUAGAGGAAGAUGCAAAGAAAUAAUAACAAGAGUAAGAGAAAUUGAUAAAAGAUAAAGAGGAAAUAGAUAGUGAUUCUAAAGAUAAAGAUAAAUCAGCUAGAGAUGAUAAAAGUAUUAAGGUGAAGAUUGAUGAGGCAAGAAGCACAAAAGAUUAAUAAUAGAACAAAAAAUUACGAGAUAAGAAAGGAGAUAAAUAUGAUAAAUAAUUAGAAAAUUUAAGACCUGAGUAAUUGGUUGAAAAUGAAAUAGGAAAACCUUAUUAUUUAGUGCCUGAUGAAACUAAAUUAGAAAUCAAUGUAGCAUUAUUUAAUGAUUUUAGAAAGAACUAAUAGAGAGGGAGGAUAAUAAAGUUAGAAGAUGGAAGGUGUUUAUAAAUGAAAUAAGAUUAGAGAAUUUACAAAAAGAAUAAUUAUCAGUUUUUCUAAAUUUUAGAAUAGGGUAAAUUGGCAAAACGGCUAAUAAAUAUGCAGAUGUGUCAAGUGGUGAAGUUUUUUUUAAAUCUGAAAUUUGUAAAGAUUUAAAAAGAAGUGAAGUAAAAAUAAUUAAAGUAAUGUUUGAAACAGAAAUGCAUCUAUCAUAUUAGAUGUUGAAAGAACGUUAUUUUGUUAUAGAAGUAUGGGAAUAUAGAAGAUUUCGAUUAAAUUUAUUUUUGGGUAAAAUUUAAGUUUCUCUUUUAAAUAUUGCAUCUGGAAACAUUAAAAGAUAAGAUGAUAUCAAGAAGGCUUUUGGUGAAAGAAGAUAAUUUGCUAGAAUAUAUUACAAUGUAUUAUUUUAAGAAGUUUGGGAUUAUAAAUUAACCUUUGAAGCUUGGAAAGGAGCAAAUAUAAUAGCAGAUUCAGGUAAGGAACAUGAUCCUAAAAUUCAAUUGACUUUAAUGACAGAGGAAUUAAUAUAACCAUAAGUAGAAUCAGAAUAAAUUAAGAAAACUAAGAAUCCCAAUUUUAGAAAUCUUAAAGGAUAUAUGCAUUUUAGAGGAACAAUGGAAGAUUUAACAUAAUAAAUGAUGAAAGUAACCUUAUUAUUUGAUGCUUUUUUUAAUAAAGCAGAAAAAUUAGUAUCAUUAAGAGGAAUUUAAGAUACAAAUUAUUUAAAAGUUUAAUUUCGAUUAAAACUUAAAGUACCUCCUCCAAGAGUUAAGAUAGCUAAGAAACCAAAGAAGAAGAAUAAAUAACAUAAGAAAUGGGAUGGGAAUGAUGAAGAUGAAGAUGAAGAUUUGGAAGAUGAUGAAGAUGCUCUAAGAGAUGAAGCAUACAUAGCAAUUAUUGAAGGGAGAGUAAAUUUAAAUAAAGUUCCACGAUAUUCUUAAAAUGGAGAACUUAAUACUUAUAUUCCAGAAGAAUAUUAUUUAGUUGUAACAAUAAAUAGAUUGAACAGUGUUUUAAGUCCAGAUGAUAGAGGUGUCAUUAAUACUUAUUUGACUGUUGCUUGGAGAGAUUAAGCUAAAACUACUAGAAUGAUUAAGAAUGAUCCAAAUCCAUCUUAUAAUGAGGAAUUAUACUUUAGAAUUCCUAUUCUAAGAAGAGAGAAGACUUUUGAAGAUAUAAUUAAUUAAAAAACAGAUAAAGAUUUACUAAUUGAUGCUUUACGUGAAGAAUUGAAAUCUCGACCAGAUAUUACAAUUUAAUUAUGGUUAGAUGGAUAAGAUAUAUUGAGCGAUGAAUCAUUAGGGUAUUGUAGAGUAUUUCUAUCUGAAAUACAAAAAGCUAGUAAAUUUAAAAAGACUUUAUUAACUGAUGAUAAUAGAAGAUAUUAAUUUGAUACAAGAGAAGCUACUUUUACUAAGAAAUUUGAAAGUGGUUUAUUUAAUGUUAGUCAUAUUUAAAUUACUUUUUAAGCAUUCUUUGCACCUGAUCUACCUGAAGAAUUAAAUCUUGAAGAAUUUUGUGAAGUUCCUGAUGAUAUUUAUCCAUAUUAAAUUUCAGAUUAAUUAUAAGUUAAAAAAGAUCAUGAAGAUAAUGAAGAAUAUCAAUAAUGGGAUAAAUAUGUUAGAGGUAAUUUUUCAUAGUUUGGAUUAGAAAAGACAGCAUAUAAUAUAUUCUUUAAAAAUAUUUUUGUUAGAGAUUAAUUCAAUUAUUAUCAUUUAGUAUGUAAAUAUUUGGAGAAAUUUUAUAUAAAAUUUUAAAGUGAAGAAGCAACAAAUGAAUUAUUUGCUAAUCCAAAAGAUAUUAGAAUGAAAAAUUUACAUGAAAUGUGUCAUUUUGUUAGAAAUAUACCUUUUAUUUAAGAUUCAUUUUCUCGAAAUGAUGUUUGGAGAUCUCCUGAUUUUUUAUUGAAAAUAAGAAAAGGUUUCAUUCAUGAUCAUGCAAUAUUGGGUGCAUGUUUAUUUAUGGGUUUUGAAAGAGAAGAUAGAAAAAGAGAACAUGAAAAAGAUUCUAGUAAAUAUAUUCCAUUUGAGCAUAGAGUUUUUAUAUGUUUAGGUACUCUUAAACAUAAUUCUUAAUUUCAUGCUUGGCUUAUGGUUUUUUCACAUGAUUUAUCAGGAAUUACUUUUUGGGAUGUUUAAGAAGAUUUUCAUAUGCAUUUAGAUGGAAGAGUUAGAAAAGAUAAAAGAGCAGCAUUAAGAAAGUUUUUAUAUGCUGAAAAACCAGUAACUAAAAAAGAUGGUGGAUUUGCAAUGGGAUUAGGAUUAGGAGCUUUAGGUAAUUUAGGAAAUAAAUAAAAAAAACCAAUGUCAAAGAGAAAAUAAUUAAUAGAAUAAAGAAGAAAAGAAAUUGAAAAGAAAUAAUAAGAAGAAGCAUAAAAAAAAUAAAAAUAAAAUGAAAUUUUAAUGUAAUAAUAAAAAGAAGCAGAAGAAAGGAGAAGAAAGGCUAGAAAUAAUGCAAUAUUUUAACCAGAAGAUGAUGGUAGAGGUGAAUAAGAUGAAUAAGCUAUUUAAACUAUUUAAUUAGAUUAAUUAAAGGGUAAUAUAAAAUUAAAAAACCCAAGAUAAAUGGGUGAAGUGAAAUAAUCAAAAGAAAGAUAGAGUGAAUAAGAAGAUGAAGAUGUCAAAAAAUCUAGUAAUAAAGGAGGAGGAUCUGUUGGAUAAAAAAAAACAUUUACAAAUCCUUUAUUUAUUUAUAGAGAAGAUCCAAAAUAAAGUGCAAUAGCUAAAAAGUAGGAAGCAGAAGAUGAAAUUUUAAGAGCUAAUCCAAUAGCAAAAUUUUCAAAAAUAGAUCGUUUUUUUGAUAAAAAUGGAAAAGAGUAAAAAAUUUAUUUAUAUUUUAUAUAGAGUUAUAGAUCCUGGAUAACUACCAUAUGAAACAAUUGAAAUUAUUUUUAAUAAUAAAAAUAUGUAAUUAUUUAUAUUUAAAUAGAUUUGGAAAUAUGGCUAAUUAAAAACCUUAAGAGAUUUUCUAUCAUUUACAUGAUAAAAAAUUAUGGUAUCCUUUUAUUAAAGAGACAGUACCAAAUACAGGAGACAAGGAAGAAAGUGAAGAAGAAGAAGAAGAUGAUGAUACAAAUAUAUAAAUUGAUGAUGAAGAUAUUGAAGAUUAAAUGAAAUAAAAGGAUGAAGAAUUCAUAUAAAAAACAUGGAAUUAAAAAGUUGGAGCAUUUUAUUCAGCUUAAAUUCUUAAAGAACCUAUUAAAAAAAAUAGAAUCAAAAGAUUAUUAGAAGAUAUAUUCAUGGAAGUUAAAUAAGGAGUUGAAAAAGCUAGAGGUAAAAGUUCACUUUUUACUAAAUGGAAACAUGAUUUAGAUGGAAUUAAUAAAAAAAUGGAAUAAUAUUUAAAAAUAUUAGAAUAUAAAACUACAUAUAGAACUAUUAAAGUUGUAUAAUAGAAACAUGAUGAUGAAGGUGUAGCUAAAUGGAAUCAUAUAUAUAAAAGUAGAAAUUAUGAAGAAAUCAUUGAUUAAUGGAAAAAAGAAGUUAAAGCAAUGUUACCUUUAAACACACAUUUAUGUCUAUUACCUAUGAGAUUUAAUUAUACUGAAGUAAUAAUCUUAUUAUAUAAAUUAUAAUAGUCAGAAAAAAUAAGAUCAGUUAUUGUUGAAAAUAUGGAACCUUUUUUUAUGAGAAGAGAUAAUAAAAUUAUAUUUAAUUUGGCUGGAAAGAUUUUUAAUUAUCCUAAUAGAGUAAUUUAUCAUAUUUAAAUAGAUUGUUUGUGUUAGAUUAAUUCUUGGAUAUUCAUAUUGUUAAAAUUUAGAUGAAAUUAAAAAAAAAGAUGAAAGUGAAGAUGAAGAAUAAGAAAAUUAAGAAGGUGAAAUUGAUAUUUAAAAACCAAUGCUUGAUGAUCUUGAUGCAGAUGAAGAUGAAAAUGCAGAUUUAUUAAAAAAGAAAAAUGUUGAUAAUUAAUAAUAGUGAAUGCUACACUG